Molecule: messenger RNA, 765 nt
Organism: Eimeria maxima
Lineage: Eukaryota; Apicomplexa; Conoidasida; Eucoccidiorida; Eimeriidae
Product: TPR domain-containing protein, putative
Exons: 2
Coding region: 1-765 (254 amino acids)
Source: RefSeq, a predicted model, not a curated record
AUGACCCAUCAAAAGAUAGACAAUCAGCAGCAACAGCACAUGCAGCAACAGCAGCAGCAGCAGCAACAACAGCAGCAGCAGCAGCAGCAAGUAAUAUAUCCAACAUUUAUAUUAUCUAUUUCCUCUAUGCCUAUACACCGCAAGCUGCUAUGCGUGCUGCGCUCCCCCUUCAAGCAUAAAGACAGCAGAGAACAGUACGAGUUGCUGCAGCGUAAGGUCUUGGUGGAUAUACACCUGAGUACUAUGCUGCUGCAGUACCUUAAGGAUAAGCAGCAGCAGAUCAACAGCAGCAGCAACAGCAGCAGCAGCAGCAGCAGCAGCGGAGAAGAAGAAGGACACCCCUUAGAGUCUAUAAGAAGACUUCGUUCUCUUAUAAAACUUUUCCGUCGUAAUAUAUCUGCAUGCAUGCCGCAGCAGCUGAAGCAGCAGCAGCAGCAGAAUGAUUUGUUGCUGCAGCAGCAGCAGCAGCAACAGCAGCAGCAGCAAGAGAUGCAAGAUAUCCAUCGUUAUAAAGCUAUGGAGAUUGAGGUGUAUAGGGAGCUACAGCAAUUAGUUAUACCAGAUAUAUCUUCUUUUGCCUCUCCCUCUCUUCUACAGCAGCAGCAGCAGCAGCAGCAGCAACAGCAGCAGCAUUUACUACUCCUACAGCAGCAGCAGCAGCAACAACAACAAGAAGAAAUACAUAAAAAACAAUUAUCUACUUUUUUAAGUAUUUGUUUACCAGAUAGAGUAGAUGCAAGAGCACACUUUGAGGUGGAAGAUUAA